AUGGCUACUACAAAGGAUCAGCUGAACCAAUUCGAGCAAGAGCUUGUGGACAAGGCUGUGGAUGCUAUGCAGAGAGCUUAUUGGUAAGAAACUGGAGAGAAUGAAAAGGAAAAAAAAGAGAUAUUUGCAGCAAAUAUAGCAACUUCAAAGUGGGAGCUGCAGUCGUCUGCGAGGACGGCGAAAUCAUCAUUGGAGGUGAGAGAUUUCGCAUUUUAUAUAUAUAUAUAUAGCAAACUUUGCUCUGCCCGACUUCAUUAGUCCAAACGCACUACGCAUGUGUUUCGCUUCAAAUAUCAUAGUAUACGACACGCGAUUACGCACUAUACACCUGAUUAAUUCGUCCUCAUUUCAGCCAACCAUGAGAAUGCGUCAUAUGGAGCUACGAUCUGCGCGGAGAGAAGCGCCAUGGUCGCAGCGCUGACUAAGGGACACCGAAAGUUCAAGCUCUUGGCAAUUGGUACGUGAAAACGGCCAAAAACCUUGUGGGCGGGGGUCAAUUUUGUAAAAUAGGCCCUUAAUUUAAUAAAGUCGGUUGCAUCUAAUUCAAUGGGAUUUCGAAAAGUGUGGGCGAAUUGUUGCAAAAUGUUGAAAAUGAUCACCCUAAAGUUACCGUACCCUUUUUCAGCAACUGAGCUCGAAGCUCCAUGCUCACCAUGCGGAAUCUGUAGACAAUUUCUUAUCGAGUUUGGAGAUUACAAGGUUGGUACUGAAGGAAAACUGAAUUCAAAUGAUUCAAUGAAGGCGUUUCCAAGUCAGAAAACAAAAAAAGUGAUGCAUAAAAACGCUAUUAAACCAUUCAAUUUCAAAGUAAUCAUCUUGAUUAUUCUUCUGAAAAACAAACAUGGAAAAGUCGGGGAAACAAAAUAAUUGGAAUGUGCACAAAAACAUGGCGAAUGCUCACGUUCUUCCAAGGUGGGGGUGAGGUAGUUUUCCGCGUGACUAAUUUGCUAAAGUCAAGUUGAAAAGUCAUUUCAGCAUAGUCAUGCUCAACUCCUUCCCCCUACACCCAUCAUCACGUCAACCACAAGUUGUUUUGCUUCAGGUGAUCCUUGGAUCCUCGACUAGCAACCAAAUAAUCGAAACUACCACUUAUGGACUCCUUCCGUUUGCCUUUACUCCGAAGAACUUGGACGACCACGAAAAAGAGACCCAUGAGAGAGAAGACCAUGCAACUAAGCAGAAAGUAUAA
This is a messenger RNA of Caenorhabditis sp. 36 PRJEB53466, 1189 nucleotides long. Lineage: Eukaryota; Metazoa; Nematoda; Chromadorea; Rhabditida; Rhabditidae. The record is from the annotation of a GenBank genome assembly.